Messenger RNA from Phaethon lepturus (White-tailed tropicbird), 856 nucleotides. RefSeq names its product haloacid dehalogenase-like hydrolase domain containing 2 (gene HDHD2). Gene Ontology annotation, molecular function: phosphatase activity. The record is from RefSeq and is a predicted model, not a curated record. The coding region runs from base 11 to 790 and encodes 259 amino acids. Gene Ontology annotation, biological process: dephosphorylation. NCBI's taxonomy places the organism in Eukaryota, Metazoa, Chordata, Aves, Phaethontiformes, Phaethontidae. The transcript has 6 exons.
GGAAGGAAGGAUGGCAGCUCGGCGUGCGCUGAAAGCUGUCUUGGUGGAUCUCAGCGGCACACUUCACGUUGAAGACUCGGCUGUGCCAGGCGCGCAGGAAGCUCUUAAAAGGCUGCGCAGUGCUCCAGUUACCAUUCGAUUUGUGACAAACACAACGAAGGAGUGCAAGAGAGACCUGCUGGAGAGGCUGAUGAAACUGGGGUUUGACAUUGCAGAAAAUGAGAUCUUCACGUCUCUGACCGCAGCCAGAAAUCUUUUGGAGCAAAAGCAGGUGCGGCCUCUCCUCCUGGUGGACGAUAAGGCCCUGCCUGAUUUCACAGGGAUAGCCACCGAUGACCCCAAUGCAGUGGUGGUAGGACUGGCUCCUGAGCACUUUCACUAUGAGAUGAUGAACAGAGCGUUUCGGUUGAUUUUGGAUGGUGCUCCUCUUAUAGCUAUACAUAAAGCCAGAUAUUUCAAGAAAAAAGAUGGCUUGGCUCUGGGACCUGGACCUUUUGUAGCUGGGCUGGAAUAUGCGACGGACACCAAAGCGAUGGUGGUGGGGAAGCCAGAGAAGACCUUCUUCCUAGAAGCUCUGCGGGGGACUGACUGUGCCCCAGAGGAGGCCGUCAUGAUUGGUGAUGACUGCAGGGAUGAUGUUGGUGGUGCCCAGAAUGCAGGCAUGCGUGGGAUUUUGGUGAGGACUGGUAAAUACCGACCGGCAGACGAAGACAAAAUCAAUCCAGCUCCUUACUUAACCUGUGAGAAUUUCCCAGAGGCAGUGGAACAUAUCCUAGGGCGUCUGCUAUGAGCAAGGGAACAGUUGGUUCGAAGAGACAUCUGUUUCACAUCACUUCCUUUUACUCUUGCUUCAAAA